UUAAUCCCAGCACUUGGGAGGCACAGGCAGGCAGAUCUCUGUAAGUUCAAGGCCAGCCUGGGCUACAGAGUGAGUUCCAGGAAAGGCACCAAAGCUACACAGUGAAACCCUGUCUCAAAAAAACCAAAUUAAAAAAAAAAAAGAAGUCUUGGUGAUAUUUUAGCUUUUGUAUAUAUAUUAGCCGAUUCCUGCAUGCUAUGUAUGCUUCCAAGAACUCAUAACAGUAUAUUUUAUCUGAAAUACCUAUCAAGCAUCCAAGGCCAAACGAUCUCCUGAUUAAGAUAAAUUAAGCUCAGACCCUCCUUUCUUAUACAACCUUAGUGGGAUUUAUACUAACAUUAUAGACUCCUAACAUUUACCUAACCACCUCUAGGAAUGUAGUUUGAGCACAUAAAUUCCCUUUUUCUGAUAUAUUAACCAAUUUUAACUCUUAAUUGACCUCCUCCUUUACCACUCCCCUUUUGGGUUGUAAAGGAAAGCCUGAUGGUCACUGCCUAAGGAAAACUCUUGACUGCCUUUAUGACCCUGUAAGAAUUCAAGCCUGGUGACCUUAGCUAGAGCACUGCUACUGCAUGGGUAUAUAACUGUAAACUUCAGAAACUUAAGACAGGAUUUUGACUGGAGAGCUGGAAGAAUGAGAUAGAAGAUGAGAAGAGCCAGAUGGGGAAGAAUGUGAUGAGAAAGACCAAGAUGGGGCAGAAUUAAGAUAGAACUUAGAGGAGACAGCAGAUAAUUACAGAGAGAAAUCAGACAAGAAAGGAGGUAGGCAUGAGAACAGAACUGAAGCUCUGUAGAUAGGAUUUUAUUCCAGAGGAAUAAAGUAUACAGACUUAGAGCUCUUAGAUUCUUAGAUACUUAGAUUCUUUUCCUGAAAAUAACUCACACCAUUCGUAGCUUCUCUUCUGGGCACUGGGAAGAAGAUUAUUAAGUUCCUCUCACUCACUAAGAAUGCUUUGAAAUGCUGGCUUCCUUCCUAAUUGAAAGAAAUACUCGGCCUUUCUUUCUCCUUACCUACCACGGAAAUCCAUCUUUCCUUUCAAGCACUCCCGAUAAGCUUUCUGCCAAGGUUCCCAUUGCCUGACUGCUCCCUAGACAUUGAGAUUUCACUCAAUUCCAGAUCUUUGCUAUCAGUAAGUCCAGAAACUUACACACUAUAAAGCACCCUCAGAUCGGGCCUCUAAUUUGAAAACUCAACUUGAGAGGAUGCCCCUGGAAAAGACGAGUUUCACUCAAGCUGACCUGUCAGUGCGAUCUAAACAUGUGUAUACAGGGCACCUUUCCUAUGAUAGGCAUAAUGAUGCCCUUUUUUCUUCUGAAGACUAUCUUAACCCACAGAUAAGCAUUAUGAACAUUAUCUCACAUGGCAAACAGAAAUUUACAAAUGGAACUGUGUUAAGUAUCUUGAGACAGAGAGAAUAUCCUGAAUUAUUUGUGGGAGUCUAAUGUCAUUAAAAUGACUAUUCUUUAUUGUCAACUUGAUUACAUCUUGAAUUACUAAAACCCAAGUGGUUGGAUGCACCUGUGAGGGUUUUUUUUCUUAAUUAAAUCAUUUGAAGUGAAAAGACCCACUUUUAAUUGGGAUCUUUUGAAGUCAGACGAUCUACCUUUAAUCUGGGCCAAACCUUCUGCUGGCAGCCUAUAUAAAGGACAUAGAAGAAGGAAGCUCUCGCUCUUUGCUUUCUCUCUCUCUCUCUCUGUCUCUCUUCUCUCUGUCUCUCCCUGUCUCUCUUUCUCUGUCUCUCUGUCUCUGUCUCUGUCUCUGUCUCUGUCUCUCUCUCUCUCUCGUCCAUUGCUUCACUGACAUUAGAGCCUACUUCUUUGGAAUUCUGAUGUAUACUGAAGACCAGCUGAGACAUCCAGCCUUGUGGAUUGAACCUUCCAUUGGUAGACAGAUUCUUGGACCUUCCAUUGGUAGACAGCCAUUGUUGGACUAACUGGUCCACAGCCUGUAAGUCAUUCUAAUAAAUCCUCCUUAGAUGGAUGGAUGGAUAGCUGAUAUAUAGAUGAUAGAUAGAUAGAUAGAUAGAUAGAUAGAUAGAUAGAUAGAUAGAUGGUAGAUGAUAGAUAGAUGAUAGACACGUACAUUCAUUCAUUCAAUCAAUCAGUUCUGUUCCUCUAGAGAACUCUGACUAAUUCAGUCAUCAAAAGUCCUAGUUGGAGCUGCCAAGACGGCUCAACUCACACACAAAAAAAAUUUCUGAUCAAGUAAUUUCUGUGGACUUUUCUCCUUGAGUUUGAAUCCAAUCCAAAUCAUUCCUGUGUAGGGGAGAAGAUUCCUUCCCUCCUCCCCUUACAUUUUUUGGGGAAAGGACAAAACAAAGCCCAAGAUGCCAAGCCUCUCCAAAGCCCCAUUGUAUUACUAUUUGAACUAUUACUGAAUCUAGUGAUGAAGGGAAGAAGUAAUACUUACACACUGACUUCUAAUUCUAGAAUACAAGCAUUUUCACCUAUUUAAGUUUAGUCAGGCAUCUCAAAAGUUAUCCUCAAAUAGGUCAAGAGGUCCUGUGCAUGUCCCAACAAAUUAACCUCACAUUUAAUUUUUCCGAUUCUACUGUUAAAGAAUCUUUUACUCCAAUAUUAUUUAAGUUAUUGCAGUUUUUGUGCAUACAUAUGUGAAUGUUAAUUUAUGAAUCUUUGGUUCUUCCUAUACCUAGUUUACUGUCACUAAUUUUGAAAAUUUUCCACUGGGCUGGGCACGGUGGUGCACAACUUUAACUCCAGCAGAGGAAUUAAAUUGGAACUACAAAGUUCAAGGACAGUCUGGGAUACAUGAGACCCAGAAUGAAAGGGAGGGAAGAAGGGAGGAAAGAAGGAAAGAAAAUCCAAGGAAAUACCAUCAGAAUAAAAGUAGCAUGAUCUCUGAGUCAAUACUAAUAAAUAAAAAUUAAUCGCAGUAAAAAUUAAGAACAAUAUGUAGUCUACUUUGACCAUAAGAAUAAGCAACAUAACCACAGAUACACUCAGUGUUGUUGAGACCCUAUUUAGAAACCUCAAAGGAGUGCACAAACCCUGGGUGGAAAAGGAUAGGUAAGUCGGCAGGCUCUAGGCAUGAAGAGAACAUCACAGUGUCUGGACCCCAAGCAAGCCAAGACUACAUCAGUCAGAACAGAAUACAAAGAGACCCUAGGGAUAGAAUACUAGCUAGCAUAAGGAAUACAAUAGAGUUCUGUGUCGUUCUGGACUGUCAAGGAAGCUAAAAACAUACCAGAUUACGGUCAGGGCGGACUUCAGGUUCUCCUCUCCUGGAUAUGAUCCAGUCUGCCACAAGGAGCAAACCUAAUCACAGGUCACUGACAUUACCAGGACCCACAUCCUCCCUAUGUGUAGGGUACAAUUAACAGUGCAUCUCUUCAGACCCUGUGUGGACAUUUACAUUUAGUCUCCCUGGGAUUGGGGGAAAUUUUUGUUCUCCUCCUCAUACUCCUAUGAUCCUAUAUGUCCCGUCCUCUGCUGGGGAAAAUUGGAGUGGACAUUUAGUGUAGCCCACCAUAUAUUUCAAGUCCAUCAAGUCUCCACACAUCCCGGGAACCUUAAAGUUGCGAAACCAUACAGCCCUGCCCAGUCUACAAAUCUGGGCGCAAAUGCUUGUCUUGUCAUAGAAAUUUCGGUAGAUUUUUAAUUCCAGAGCCUGCUGACUUUCUGUUUCUAGAGUUUAAUCCCUUCUUCCUCUCUGUUUAAGGGAGUGAACCUUCAGCAAGAUUGCAUCCUUUUCUCCUCCCCCUCACGAAACUCUGCAGAGCUUGUCUUCUCCUACCUCCCGCCUACAACUACACACACACCACACCACACACACAGUGUAUACAGCACGUUCGGUCCGUCCACUACUUCCGGCGCUUCCUACUCUGCCACACGUCAAGCGUCCCUCAGCCGCCCUAACACCAGCACUUCCUGCCCACCCUUUGCCCGUCCUUGCCAGUCCCCAACUUCCCGUUAGUCCACGCGCGUUCACUCCCGUUAGUUAGUUCGACUCUCUCCUAGGCUCGGGUUCCGUCCACAGAGGUACUGGGGCUCAGCGGCUUUGUAUCCUCCUUCAGAGGCUUCCUCCUGGUUCUCUGGCCGCCAACAACACACGUCUACGGACAUCAGCUUCGCGGCCAACGCGACGGACGCCGCCAACCGGACGGACACCGCCCACUGCAGCGCCUCGACGCCCGCGGGGUCGUCUGGGAGUUGUAGUCCGGACCUGUGAGCUGACGCAGUUCGGGGCAGACCGACGGGCUAGCUAGCGCCAUUGUGUCUUCUCGGGCACGCGUAGUGCUGCGUGAAAGCCCGUCGGGGACAGCGCCCAUCUUCUGUUUUAUUACUUUACACCCUCUGGAGCCCAGAGCUGGCUUUGCUUGCGGUUCCACUUCUACGGACCCGGAAGGAGCUGUGUAGCCGUGGGUCCGGAUCCUGAGAGAGAGACAUCGCGCUCUGGAUGUAGGACACGGUUAAGAACACCAAACGCGUUCUGGAUUGGAGGACAUCAGACGAUCUGUCCCCGCGCGGUUAGAGGGGAACCUGUCUUGUAGGCGCGUGGGAGUCGGGGAGAGGACUCGCUGGGCACUUUCAAGUGUGGGGGUGGACUGGUCAUGUCCCGCCGAGAGACCGGUUAAGGGCAGAGGUGGAAAGAACACAUUCCUUAGCCUCCCCCAACUCUCCUUCCACCUUUAGUUUCUUCAGCACGCUGCCUACUCCAGCGAGAGAACUUUGAGGACAGUAUGGCCUCCACGCUUCCCACAGUGUGGCCUCAUGAACCUGUGAAGUUUGAAGAUGUAUCACUGACAUUUACCAAAGAAGAGUGGGCACAGCUGGAAUUCCAACAGAAGUGCCUAUACAAGGAAAUCAUGCUGGAGAACUACAAUAACAUGGUUUCAGUGGAACAUCACUUUUCCAAGCCAAAUGUGAUAUCUCAGUUAGAAGAAGUAGAAGACUUCUGGCCAGUGGAGAGAGAAAUUCCUCAAGAUAUCUUUCCAGAAUCUUCUGGGCCUUCUUUGGACCCUGGAAUAAAUUCCUUUCCUGAUGAGAGUCCCUUGAUGAAGCCUUCUCUGGACCCUGGAAUAAAUUCCUUUCCUGAUGAGAAUCCCUUGAUGAAGAUCAACGUUGUUGAGGUCCUUACACUGAACAAGGAUGUGGCCGGUCCCCGGAACGCCCUGAUUCAAUCCCUCUAUUUGGAAAGUGGAGAAGACCUGAGCCUGGGCAACAUUGAGGCAUCUCAACAACCAAGCAAGCAUUUGACUGACACUGAAGUCGCUCACCAAAAGUUCCGACAUUUCCAGUAUGAAGAGUCAGAUGAUCCCCAGAAGGCUGUGUCUCAGCUUCGUGAGCUGUGUCACCAGUGGCUGCAGCCCAGUACACAUUCAAAGAAACAUAUCCUGGAGCUACUGGUGCUUGAGCAGUUCCUCAACGCACUGCCUGAGAAGUUGCGGGUGUGGGUGGAAUCACAGAGCCCCAAGGAUUGCCAAGCAGCAGUGACCCUGGUGGAGAACGUGACCUCGGUGUCUAAGGAAGAUGCUCUGCUUGCCUGCCAUAAUGAGGCCACUGAUCGACUGAAAGAGAAAAAGAAGGACAUGGCCACCUUACCAGUUACUAUACCACCUGAGGAGCCAGUAACCUUCCAGGAUGUGGCUGUGGACUUCAAUCAGGAGGAAUGGCAGCUACUAGGUCCAGUGCAGAGGACUGAGUAUCAUGAUGUGAUGCUGGAGACCUUGGGCAACUUGGUCUCAGUAGGGUGGGAGCCUACAUUGGGAAACAAAGAGUUAAGUCCAAAAUCACCCAGUUCUGUGGUAGAACCAAUUCGUGACCCAAAACCAAAAAAUUUCUCAAGUAAUGGUACCCAGUCCACUGUUACUGAAAAUAUCUCACAAAAUGAGGUGCAAGAAAUCCAUACCAUAGAAUCAAAUCAAGUGGAGGUUGUAGAGGAAAAAGACCUCCCUCAGGAGGAGAUCUCUGAAAGCCCCCAGUCUCAGGGGCAAAUUAGGCUUCACACAAGCCAGGACUCACUCGAUGAAGUUCUUCCUAGAAAGCACUUGCAUGUAAAAAGUAACCAGAAGGGCUUUGGAAAGAGGAAAGCCAAGAAAAAACACAUUUCCAUGACACGAGAUUCACCCAUAAGAAAUCAGCAAAAGGGCUCUGUGGUGUGCCAAGUCAGAGAUGGCCGCAAUUCCAUGACACAUAGUCCUUCUGAAAAAAACCCUCAGCAGAGUUAUGAGCAGGGUAAAGUUGGGGACAGCAGAGAUCCCAUUAUACUUAUAGCACCUGCAAAAAUUUACCAGCAAGCCACUGGCUCUGAAACGGGGGGCAGAGUCAGGGACAGUAGCAAUGCCGUGGAACCUGAUGCAUCUAUAAAAAUUCACCAGAAACGUGCUGAAUGGGGUAAAAUUGGGAAAAGCAGCAAUUCCAUGACACAGGGUUCAUCUGUACAAAAUCACAAGAUGGUGUCUGGGUUAGGAAGAGCCAGGGACAGGAACAGUUCCUUGGCACGUGCUUCCCCUGUAAAAAUUCUCCAGAAAGACUGUGAAAGGAGUAAAGUCCGAGGAAACAGGAAUUCCUUGAAACAUGUAAGAAUUAACCAGAAGGAUUCUAAUGGUGGAAGAGUCGGGGAAAUGAGUACUUCCAUAAAACACAGUCCCCAUAUAAAAAUUCACCUGAAGACCUCUGAAAGAGGGCAAGGCAGGGAAACUAGCACUUCCAUAAAAUAUGGUCCCCAUGUGAGAACGUACCAGAAGGGUCCUGAAGAGGGGACUACUAGGAGAGCCAACAAUUGUAACAAAGCCAUCAGCCAUCAUGCUCAGCAGAUAUUUUUUAUAAAAAUUCAUAAGGGGAGCCAAGUUUGCCGGUGCAGUGAAUGUGGCAAACUAUUUCAGAAUGCUAGGUAUUUUUCUGUCCAUAAAAAGAUCCACACAGGAGAACGGCCUUACAAGUGUAUGGCCUGUGGGAAAGCAUUUGUUCAGAGCUCCUCCCUCACACAGCACUAUAGAAUUCAUAGUGGAGAGAGACCAUUUGAGUGUUCCGAGUGUGGGAGGACCUUCAAUGACCGCUCAGCCAUCUCUCAACACUUGAGAACUCAUACUGGGGCUAAGCCCUACCAUUGUCAACAAUGUGGGAAAGCCUUCCGCCAGAGUUCCCACCUUACCAGGCAUCAGAGAACUCACACUGGGGAGCGCCCAUAUGUGUGCACCAAGUGUGGGAGGGCUUUCACUCAGAGCUCACACCUUAUUGGGCAUCAGAAAACACACGGGAUUAAGUUCAAGAAGAGGCAAUCCAAACUGCAGUCCUAGUGCCUUUCAAACCACUGCCUUUUCAGCCUUGAGAUGCACUCUGCAGACUUUGAGUAAGGAGAGUCCCACACCUGAAGAACAGCUCAGGACACCACCCAGCAGGCCUGAGGGUGCCUGAAACUAUCAGGGAGUUCUUGAUUGCUUCAUUUAGCCAUUAAAGAAAAUAUGAAAUCUGAAAAUGCUCCUAAAUCUAAAAAGCCAGUUACCAAAAACUGCAGUGAUAAUUAUGCACAGGGUAAAGUGUGAGUGACAAAAACCAAAAGAAUGUAUAUAAAUAAAUAUAAUUGUUUUGAAAUUUG
Molecule: messenger RNA, 7558 nt
Organism: Peromyscus californicus insignis
Lineage: Eukaryota; Metazoa; Chordata; Mammalia; Rodentia; Cricetidae
Gene: Znf274
Product: zinc finger protein 274
Exons: 8
Coding region: 4701-7259 (852 amino acids)
Biological process (GO): negative regulation of transcription by RNA polymerase II
Molecular function (GO): DNA-binding transcription repressor activity, RNA polymerase II-specific
Source: RefSeq, a predicted model, not a curated record